This is a messenger RNA of Tachyglossus aculeatus (Australian echidna), 1364 nucleotides long. RefSeq names its product ectodysplasin A receptor (gene EDAR). NCBI's taxonomy places the organism in Eukaryota, Metazoa, Chordata, Mammalia, Monotremata, Tachyglossidae. Gene Ontology annotation, cellular component: plasma membrane. The coding region runs from base 15 to 1364 and encodes 449 amino acids. The record is from RefSeq and is a predicted model, not a curated record. Gene Ontology annotation, biological process: positive regulation of canonical NF-kappaB signal transduction; positive regulation of JNK cascade. Gene Ontology annotation, molecular function: signaling receptor activity. The transcript is spliced from 11 exons.
AGAAGCAAGAAAACAUGGCGCCCAUUGGGGAGUGCAGAUGGACCUCUCUGCUUCCCUUCCUGGUGGUGUCUCUGAUGUACUCGGCGCGCGCGGAAUACUCCAACUGCGGAGAAAACGAAUACUACAACCAGACGACUGGCAUGUGUCACGGCUGCCCGCAGUGUGAGCCGGGAGAGGAACCCUACAUGACGUGCGGCUACGGCACCAAAGACGAGGACUACGGCUGUGUCCCCUGUCCUUCCGAGAAGUUCUCCAAGGGAGGUUACCAGAUCUGCAGGCGCCACAAGGACUGCGAGGGGUUCUUCCGGGCCACUGUCCUGACGCCGGGCGACACUGAGAACGACGCAGAAUGCGGGCCUUGCCUCCCCGGUUACUACAUGUUGGAAAACCGUCCGAGGAACAUCUAUGGAAUGGUUUGCUACUCCUGCCUGCUGGCGCCUCCGAAUACCAAGGAAUGUGUGGUCUCCCCCCCAGGAGCUGCAGCCAGCUCACCCAGUGCCUCCGGAACCAGCACUCUUUCACCUUUCCAGCACGCACAUAAAGAUCUGGCAGGGCAAGGGCACCUGGCCACCGCCCUGAUCAUCGCCAUGUCUACCAUCUUCAUCAUGGCCAUCGCCAUCGUCCUCAUCAUCAUGUUUUACAUUGUGAAAACCAAGCCUUCCGCUCAAGCCUGCUGCACUAGCCAUUCGGUCAAAAACGUGGAGGCCCAAGCCAGCAAACCAGAAGAGAAGAGAGAAGUUCAAGAAAAUGGAGUGAUAUUCACCGAAAAGGAUGAGUUUGAGAAGCUGACGGCUACUCCGGCAAAGACUGCGAAGAGUGAAAACGACGCCUCUUCUGAGAACGAGCAGCUGCUGAGCCGGAGCAUGGACAGCGACGAAGAAGCCGCCAUUGACAAGCAAGGAUCCCCGGAGUUGUGCUUGUUAUCGCUAGUUCAUCUGACGAGAGAUAAAUCUUCCACAACCAACAACAAAUCCACCGGGAUUCAAAGUCGACGGAAAAAGAUCCUUGACGUGUACGCCAAUGUGUGUGGGGUGGCUGAAGGACUCAGCCCCACGGAGCUGCCGUUCGACUGCUUGGAGAAGACGAGCAGGAUGCUCAGCUCCACCUACAACACGGAGAAGGCCAUCGUCAAAACCUGGCGCCAUCUGGCCGAGAGCUUCGGGCUGAAGCGGGACGAGAUCGGGGGCAUGACGGACGGCAUGCAGCUCUUCGACAGGAUCAGCACUGCAGGCUACAGCAUCCCCGAGCUGCUCACCAAACUGGUCCAGAUCGAGCGGCUGGACGCCGUGGAGUCGCUCUGCGCGGACAUCCUCGAGUGGGCCCAGGUCUUGCCCCCGACUCCCCCGCCGCCAGUGACGUCCUGA